This is a messenger RNA of Stylophora pistillata, 2266 nucleotides long. RefSeq names its product glutathione synthetase. Gene Ontology annotation, cellular component: cytosol. NCBI's taxonomy places the organism in Eukaryota, Metazoa, Cnidaria, Anthozoa, Scleractinia, Pocilloporidae. The record is from RefSeq and is a predicted model, not a curated record. Gene Ontology annotation, molecular function: glutathione binding; glutathione synthase activity; ATP binding. Gene Ontology annotation, biological process: glutathione biosynthetic process.
GUCCCUCAAGCAAAAAUGGCGGACAGGUGUUAAAUCAUUGGCGCAGAAAAAUGUGAAAUCAUUUCCAAACAAAGAUCCUCAGAUUCCCUAAGAAUAACACUUAUCUCAUAUAAAGAACGCUUGCUGCUUUACAUUUUGCAAAGAAGUUUCCGACUCAUAAGUGAACAAGCGAAGAAGUCCUAUUCUAGAGAAAUGGCUGCACUACAACUUCCACCUGAAGAGCUUGUGGGUUAUUUGGCAGAGGAAGGGAAGGAUUACUGUGUAACGCAUGGCAUCGUUAUGGGAGCUAAGGAUUCUCGUCACGCGGUCCAUCAUGCGCCCUUCGCCCUUCUUCCAUCACCGUUUCCUAAGCGACUGUUCGCAGAAGCGAAAGAGGUGCAGAAAGAUUACAACUUGCUGGUUCACAGAGUCAGUCAAGAUCAUGAAUUCCUCAAGGGAGCUCUUCAAAGCACCAUAGAGGUUGAUGCAUUCACAGCCAAAAUAUAUGAAAUAUAUGAAAAAACAAGAAAUGAGGGACUUGCACAGCCAAUCUCAUUGGGAAUAUUUCGAUCUGACUACAUGCUGGAUGGUACCAAUGGAUUGUCAGAAAAUCUUACCCUUAAGCAAGUUGAAAUCAACACAAUUGCCUCUUCAUUUGGUGGACUAAGUGCACAGAUGCCAGGGCUUCACAAUUUUAUUUUAGAUCUUCAGAAUGGACUGGUGCCAAGUAAUAAAGAAAGGCUUCCUGAAAAUACAUCUGCUAUUGGUGUGGCUGAAGGAUUUGUAGAUGCCUGGAAACUCUAUGGAAGUGAAAAAGCAGUUGUGAUGAUGGUUGUCAGUGAAAAUGAGAGUAACAGAUUUGAUCAGAGAUGGAUACAACACCUCAUGAGAGAAAUCAAUCCAUCUGCACGUCUGAUUAGAAAAACCUUCAGCGACAUCGGAAGAACAGGAGAACUAAAGGAUGACAAAUCACUGAUUGUGGAUGGACAUGAAGUUGCUGUUGUGUAUUUCAGAGCUGGAUAUGAUCCAGACAAUUAUGAAUCAGAAGUGGACUGGAACACUCGUUUGAUGAUGGAAAGAUCCAGAGCUAUCAAGUGUCCAUCUGCUGCAAUUCAUCUUGCUGGUACAAAGAAAGUCCAACAGGUGUUAGCAUCACCUGGGGCAUUGGAAAGAUUUGUAUCAGAUGAGGAUAUGUUAAACAGGAUACGUCGGACCUUCACUGGACUCUUUACACUGGAUGAGGGACCUGAAGGAGAUAAAACUGUACAGAUGGCUUUAGCAGAUCCUGAUAGAUUUGUUUUGAAGCCACAAUUGGAAGGGGGAGGGAAUAACAUCUUUGGAGAGGACAUUAUCAAAACUCUUACUUCAACGGUUGAUGUGAAGGAACGAUCCAAAUUCAUUUUGAUGAACAAAAUUAAACCACCAAUCGUCAAGAACUACAUAGUUCGUGCAGAACUUCCUGAACCAGUCUUAGCUGACGUGCUCAGUGAGAUUGGAUGUUUUGGAGUACUCAUAAAUCGUGGUGAUGAAGUGUUAGUGAACAGAGAGGUUGGACAUCUCAUGCGAACCAAAAGCACCGUACAUCAAGACGGAGGGGUUUCUUCAGGACGAGCCAAUCUGGACAGCCCCUAUUUGGUUUAACUGUCUACCAUCAAGGGACCUUUUAGUUACCUGAUAACAUGCGAAUCUUCACAGCUCUUAUUUAAUUUAACUGUGAAACAUCAAGGGACCUUUUCUUCACCUGAUAAUUUGAAAUUUAGAUAGUAUUUUCGGUGAAGUUCGUAAUCAUUAUACGCCUUAGUUACCGCAUAAUGUGCCAAAUGAAUUUAAAUACCCCUUUUUGAUGAAUCUUUUCACAAUUGAAGAACCCCUUAUUUAAUUUGUUAUUUAACUUGGUGUUUCAGUAGUAGAUAGCGCGUUGUAGAAUUUCUCGAGUCUACAUUUUCUUGAAUUUUUUAAAUAGACCAUGAUGCUACUUGCUCUUUGUAUACAACUUUGUUCCUCAAUGCACUCAUAGUCAACUAUGUAGAAAAUAGUUGCAUGAUAUUUAGGCUUCAUUGUUAUUAUUACGGUCCUAACAUUCUUAAAUUGCUAUACAGAUGAUUGGUUAAUCAACUGAUAGACCAGUCAAUCACUUAUUAAACUGAAAGAAGUAAGAUUACUUUUGAAAAUUUAUAGAAUAAAAAAUCUACUACUUGUACCCAGUGUUUAGCGGUAACAAAAGUACAAAGCUAGCCGGGCUUGUGUUAAUCAACUGAAUGAAUAAAGGGAUGAGUUUCGAAAGAAA